GAGUGAGGGGCGUGGGGCCGGCUGCCCUCCUGCAGCAAACUUUGCUUGCUGCUGAAUAUUGAUGAGUGCGAUCGUGUCGGCCUGGAGGUGCUGCCGCGGCCGAGGGAGGGAACGCAGCCCGGGCAGGCGGCGGCGGCGUCGGCAGCAGCCAUGUUUGUCAAGCUGUAGCAGCUGCUGCUGCCCUGACUCGGCUUCGCCGGCUACCUCUGUUUCUCCCCCUGCCGCAUCCCGGCCUCUGGGCCCUCCAGCUGCGGACCGAACAGGCCACAAGUCUGGAAGGCGAGCUUCGGGGUUGCAGCCGCUUCGGCAGACUCGCCUGCGGCCUGGACACGGCCGCUGCAAAGGCUCCGGCGCCGGCCGGGCGCAGGGUGCAGCGCUAUUGUGACCGCUGCGCCCGAGCGAGCCAGGAAGGCGGGGGAGAGCGGGUGCCUUUUUGUGCAGCGUCCGGGAGCCCCCCUCGAAUCCCAUAGCCUCCUCCCUUCCGGAGAUCCGGCUGCUGGACCCGGGGCGGGAGAAGGGGGGACGCUGACUCUUCCUGUUUAAGAUUUGGGAAUUUCGACUGCCAAAGGGCUUUUAAUUUUACUUAAGCCAAACUGUCCACCAGUCUGCAGUGCAGAAAAAAGGGACGGCUGUUUCCAUGUGGCAGGAUCUGCCCAGCUCUGGGAAGAUGGAGUUUGCGGAGGCUCACCGAGGCCAUUUUUCCGUCGUCAGCCGGGGGAACUUUUUCCGCCCAUGGAAGUGCAGCAGAAAGGCAUCGAGGCCACUAGUCCUUGAGAAGUGGCUGCCAUUUUGAAGAGAAGAGCCAAACGGCCUAUUAACUCAGAUUAAUUGCUGUGUUUUUGGAUUCCAGGUUGAUGCUGGCCAAGGAUGGAUCAGACCUGUGAACUACCCAGAAGAAAUUGCCUGCUGCCCUUUUCCAAUCCAGUGAAUUUAGAUGCCCCAGAAGACAAGGACAGCCCUUUCGGUAAUGGUCAAUCCAAUUUUUCUGAGCCACUUAAUGGGUGUACUAUGCAGUUACCGACUGCCAGUGGAACAUCCCAAAAUGCUUAUGGACAAGAUUCUCCAUCUUGUUACAUUCCACUGCGGAGACUACAGGAUUUGGCCUCCAUGAUCAAUGUAGAAUAUUUAAAUGGGUCUGCUGAUGGAUCAGAAUCCUUUCAAGACCCUGAAAAAAGUGAUUCAAGAGCUCAGUCGCCAGUUGUUUGCACUUCCUUGAGUCCUGGUGGUCCAACAGCACUUGCUAUGAAACAGGAACCCUCUUGUAAUAACUCCCCUGAACUCCAGGUAAAAGUAACAAAGACUAUCAAGAAUGGCUUUCUGCACUUUGAGAAUUUUACUUGUGUGGACGAUGCAGAUGUAGAUUCUGAAAUGGACCCAGAACAGCCAGUCACAGAGGAUGAGAGUAUAGAGGAGAUCUUUGAGGAAACUCAGACCAAUGCCACCUGCAAUUAUGAGCCUAUAUCAGAGAAUGGUGUAGAAGUGGCCAUGGGAAAUGAACAAGACAGCACAUCAGAGAGUAGACACGGUGCAGUCAAAUCGCCAUUCUUGCCAUUAGCUCCUCAAACUGAAACACAGAAAAAUAAGCAAAGAAAUGAAGUGGACGGCAGCAGUGAAAAAGCAGCCCUUCUCCCAGCCCCUUUUUCACUAGGAGAUACAAACGUUACCAUAGAAGAGCAAUUAAACUCAAUAAAUUUAUCUUUUCAGGAUGAUCCAGACUCCAGUACCAGUACAUUAGGAAACAUGCUAGAAUUACCUGGAACUUCAUCAUCAUCUACUUCACAGGAGUUGCCAUUUUGUCAACCCAAGAAAAAGUCUACGCCACUGAAGUAUGAAGUUGGAGAUCUCAUUUGGGCAAAAUUCAAGAGACGUCCGUGGUGGCCCUGCAGGAUUUGUUCUGAUCCGUUGAUUAACACACACUCAAAAAUGAAAGUUUCCAAUCGGAGGCCCUAUCGGCAGUACUACGUGGAGGCUUUUGGAGACCCUUCUGAGAGAGCCUGGGUGGCUGGAAAAGCAAUCGUCAUGUUUGAAGGCAGACAUCAAUUCGAAGAGCUACCUGUCCUUAGGAGAAGAGGGAAGCAGAAAGAAAAAGGAUAUAGGCAUAAGGUUCCUCAGAAAAUUUUGAGUAAAUGGGAAGCCAGUGUUGGUCUUGCUGAACAGUAUGAUGUUCCCAAAGGGCCAAAGAACCGAAAAUGUGUCAGAAGUUCGAUCAAGUUGGACAGUGAGGAGGAUAUGCCUUUUGAGGACUGUACAAAUGACCCUGAAUCAGAACAUGAUCUUUUGCUUAAUGGCUGUUUGAAUUCUCUGGCUUUUGACUCUGAACAUUCUGCAGAUGAGAAGGAAAAGCCAUGUGCUAAGUCUCGAGUCAGAAAGAGCUCUGAUAAUCCAAAAAGGACUAGUGUGAAAAAGAGCCACAUGCAAUUUGAAGCACAUAAGGAAGAACGGAGGGGAAAGAUUCCAGAGAACCUUGGCCUAAACUUUAUUUCUGGGGAUGUAUCUGAUAAGCAGGCCUCUAAUGAACUUUCCAGGAUAGCAAACAGCCUCACAGGGUCCAACACUGCCCCAAGAAGUUUCCUGUUUUCUUCUUGUGGAAAAAACACUGCAAAGAAAGAAUUUGAGAGUUCAAAUUGUGACUCUUUACUGGGCUUGCCUGAGGGUGCCUUGAUCUCUAAACGUUCUGGGGAAAAGAAGAAACCCCAAAGAGGUCUGGUUUGCAGUUCAAAGGUGCAGCUCUGCUAUAUUGGAGCGGGUGAUGAGGAAAAGCGAAGUGAUUCCAUUAGCAUCUGUACCACUUCUGAUGAUGGAAGCAGUGAUCUGGAUCCUGUAGAUCAGAGCUCAGAGUCUGAUAACAGUGUCCUUGAAAUUACGGAUGCUUUUGAUAGAACUGAGAACAUGUUAUCCAUGCAGAAAAAUGAAAAGAUAAAGCAUUCUCGGUUUCCUGCCACAAACACUAGGGUAAAAGCAAAGCAAAAGUCCCUCAUUACCAACUCACAUACAGACCACUUAAUGGAUUGUACUAAGACGGCAGAGCCUGGAACUGAGACAUCUCAGGUUAAUCUCUCUGAUCUUAAGGCAUCCACCCUUGUCUGUAAACCCUCCUCGGACUUUAGAAAUGACAGUCUCCCUCCAAAAUUCAACACAUCACCAAGCAUUUCCAGUGAGAACUCACUAAUAAAGGGUGCAAAUACAAAUCAAGCUCUGUUACAUUCAAAAAGUAAACAGCCCAAGAUCCGAAGUAUAAAAUGCAAACACAAAGAAAAUCCAGUUGUGGUAGAACCCCCAGCUACAAAUGAGGACUGUAGUUUGAAAUGCUGCUCUUCUGAUACCAAAGGCUCUCCUUUGGCCAGCAUUUCCAAAAGUGGGAAAGUGGAUGGGCUGAAACUACUGAGCAACAUGCAUGAGAAAACCAGGGAUUCGAGUGACAUAGAAACAGCAGUGGUGAAACACGUUCUGUCUGAGUUGAAGGAACUCUCCUAUAGAUCCUUAAGUGAGGAUGUCAGUGAUUCUGGAACAUCAAAGCCAUCAAAACCAUUACUUUUUACUUCUGCCUCUGGCCAGAAUCAUAUACCGAUUGAACCAGACUACAAAUUCAGCACAUUACUAAUGAUGUUGAAAGAUAUGCAUGAUAGUAAGACCAAGGAGCAACGGUUGAUGACUGCUCAAAACCUGGUCUCCUAUCGGAGUCCUGGUCCUGGGGAUUGUUCUACUAGUAGUCCUGCAGGGGUUUCUAGGAUCUUGGUUUCAGGAGGCUCCAACCACAAUUCAGAAAAAAAUGGAGAUGGCACUCAGGACUCAGCCCAUCCCAGCCCUAGUGGGGGCGACGCUGUACUGUCUGGGGAGUUGUCUACCUCCUUACCUGGCUUAGUGUCUGACAGAAGAGAUCUUCCUGCUUCUGGGAAAAGUCGUUCAAACUGUGUUACUAGGCGCAACUGUGGGCGAUCAAAGCUGUCAUCCAGAUUGCAAGAUGGUUUUUCAGCCCAGUUGGGAAAGAACACAGUGAACCGGAAGGCCUUAAAAACAGAGCGCAAAAGAAAAUUGAACCGGAUUCCAGGUGUGACUCUUCAGGCUGCGCUGCAAGGAGACAGAGAAAAUGGAGCCUCAGUGAGUGUCUCUUCAAGGGGUGGGGGAGAAGACCAUGGUAAAGAAGAGCCCCUUCAAUUAAAGGGCCAUUUAACAAGUGAAGAUUGUGACCAUUUUUCUGAUGUUCAUUUUGGUAACAAGGUCAAACAGUCUGACCUUGAUAAAAUUCCUGAGAAAGCCCCCUCUUUUGAAAACAGAAAAGGCCCAGAACUGGACUCCGAAAUGAACAGUGAGAAUGAUGGACACAAUGGUGUACAUCAAGUGGUGCCUAAAAAGCGGUGGCAGCGUUUAAACCAAAGGCGCACUAAACCUCGUAAGCGCACUAACAGAUUUAGGGAGAAAGAAAACUCUGAGGGUGCCUUUGGGGUCUUGCUUCCUGGUGACCCUGUGCAGAAGGGGGGUGACUUCUCUGAGCAUAGACCUCCUACUUCGACAAACGUACUGGAAGAUGCACUGACAGAUCCGAAUUGUGCAGGCCGCUUAGAUUCAGCUGGGCCACGGUUGAAUGUUUGUGAUAAGACCAGUGCUAGCACUGAGGAGAUGGAAAAGGAACCAGGAAUUCCCAGUUUGACCCCCCAGUCUGAGCUCCCGGAACCAGCUGUGCGGUCAGAGAAGAAACGCCUUAGGAAGCCAAGCAAGUGGCUUCUGGAAUAUACUGAAGAAUAUGAUCAGAUAUUUGCUCCUAAGAAAAAACAAAAGAGAGUUCAGGAACACACGCACAAGGUAAGUUCCCGCUGUGAAGAGGAAAGCCUUCUAGCCCGAUGUCGACCUAGUGCUCAAAACAAACAAGUGGAUGAGAAUUCUUUGAUUUCAACCAAAGAAGAGCCUCCAGUUCUUGAAAGAGAGGCUCCGUUUUUGGAAGGGCCCUUGGCUCAGUCGGAACUUGGAGGUGGACAUGCUGAGUUGCCACAGCUGACCUUGUCUGUGCCUGUGGCUCCGGAAAUCUCUCCACGGCCUGCCCUUGAGUCUGAGGAAUUGCUAGUUAAACCAUCAGGAAACUAUGAAGGUAAGCGUCAGAGAAAACCAACCAAGAAACUUCUUGAAUCCAAUGAUUUAGACCCUGGAUUUAUGCCCAAGAAGGGGGAUCUGGGCUAUUCUAAAAAGUGUUAUGAAACUGGCCACUUGGAGAAUGACAUUACUGAAUCAUGUGGCGCAACUCAUUCUAAACAGUUUGGUGAAGGUACUACCAAGAUGUUUGAUAAACCAAGGAAGCGAAAACGUCAGAGGCACGCUACAGCCAAGGUGCAGUGUAAAAAAGUGAAAAAUGAUGACCGAUCAAAGGAGACUGCAAGCUCAGAGGGAGAACUGAUGACACACAGGACGGCGGCAAGCCCCAAAGAGGCCAUUGAGGAGGGCGUAGAGCAUGACCAUGGGAUGCCUGUGUCUAAAAGAAUGCAAGGCGAACGCGGUGGAGGAGCUGCACUCAAGGAGAAUGUUUGUCAGAACUGUGAGAAACUGGGCGAGCUGCUGUUGUGUGAGGCUCAGUGCUGUGGGGCGUUCCACCUGGAGUGCCUUGGGUUAACUGAGAUGCCAAGAGGAAAAUUUAUCUGCAAUGAAUGUCGCACAGGAAUCCAUACCUGUUUUGUAUGUAAACAGAGUGGGGAAGAUGUUAAAAGGUGCCUUCUGCCCUUGUGUGGAAAAUUUUAUCAUGAAGAGUGUGUCCAGAAAUACCCACCCACUGUCAUGCAAAACAAGGGCUUCCGGUGCUCCCUUCACAUCUGUAUAACCUGCCAUGCUGCUAAUCCAGCCAGUGUUACUGCAUCUAAAGGUCGCCUGAUGCGCUGUGUUCGCUGCCCUGUGGCAUACCAUGCCAAUGACUUUUGCUUGGCUGCUGGGUCAAAGAUCCUUGCAUCUAAUAGUAUCAUCUGCCCUAAUCACUUUACCCCUAGGCGGGGUUGUCGAAAUCAUGAGCAUGUUAAUGUUAGCUGGUGUUUUGUGUGCUCAGAAGGAGGCAGCCUUCUGUGCUGUGAUUCUUGCCCUGCUGCUUUUCAUCGUGAAUGCCUGAACAUUGAUAUCCCUGAAGGAAACUGGUAUUGCAAUGACUGUAAAGCAGGCAAAAAGCCACACUACAGGGAGAUUGUCUGGGUAAAAGUUGGGCGAUACAGGUGGUGGCCAGCUGAGAUCUGCCAUCCUCGCGCUGUACCUUCCAACAUCGAUAAGAUGAGACAUGAUGUGGGCGAGUUCCCUGUACUCUUCUUUGGGUCUAAUGACUAUCUGUGGACCCACCAGGCCAGAGUCUUCCCCUACAUGGAAGGGGAUGUUAGCAGCAAGGAUAAGAUGGGCAAAGGAGUGGAUGGGACGUAUAAAAAAGCUCUUCAGGAAGCUGCAGCAAGGUUUGAGGAGUUAAAGGCCCAAAAAGAGCUGAGACAGCUGCAGGAAGACCGUAAGAAUGACAAGAAGCCACCACCUUAUAAACAUAUAAAGGUGAACCGUCCUAUUGGCAGGGUCCAGAUCUUUACCGCAGACUUGUCUGAAAUUCCCCGUUGCAACUGUAAGGCUACUGAUGAGAACCCCUGUGGGAUAGACUCCGAAUGCAUCAACCGCAUGCUGCUCUAUGAGUGCCAUCCUACAGUAUGUCCUGCCGGGGGACGCUGCCAAAACCAGUGCUUCACCAAGCGCCAGUAUCCAGAGGUUGAAAUUUUCCGCACGUUGCAGAGGGGCUGGGGCCUCCGAACAAAAACAGAUAUUAAAAAGGGUGAAUUUGUGAAUGAGUAUGUGGGUGAGCUAAUAGAUGAAGAAGAGUGCAGAGCUCGAAUUCGUUAUGCCCAAGAACACGAUAUCACUAAUUUCUAUAUGCUCACCCUAGACAAAGACCGGAUCAUUGAUGCUGGUCCCAAAGGAAACUAUGCCCGGUUCAUGAAUCAUUGCUGCCAGCCCAACUGUGAAACACAGAAGUGGUCUGUGAAUGGAGACACCCGUGUUGGCCUUUUUGCCCUGAGUGACAUCAAAGCAGGCACAGAACUUACCUUCAACUACAACCUGGAAUGUCUUGGGAAUGGAAAGACUGUUUGCAAAUGUGGAGCCCCGAAUUGCAGUGGCUUCCUGGGUGUAAGGCCAAAGAAUCAGCCCAUUGCCACAGAAGAAAAGUCCAAGAAAUUCAAGAAGAAGCAACAGGGCAAGCGCAGAACCCAGGGUGAAGUCACAAAGGAGCGAGAGGAUGAGUGCUUCAGCUGUGGGGAUGCCGGGCAGCUUGUCUCUUGCAAGAAGCCAGGCUGCCCAAAAGUCUACCACGCAGACUGUCUCAAUCUAACCAAGCGCCCAGCAGGGAAAUGGGAGUGUCCUUGGCAUCAGUGUGACAUAUGUGGAAAAGAAGCAGCCUCCUUCUGUGAGAUGUGCCCCAGCUCGUUUUGCAAGCAGCAUAGGGAAGGAAUGCUCUUCAUCUCCAAACUGGAUGGGCGUCUGUCUUGUACUGAGCAUGAUCCCUGUGGGCCCAACCCUCUGGAACCCGGGGAGAUCCGUGAGUAUGUGCCUCCCCCAGUACCACUGCCUCCAGGCCCAAGCUCUCACCCAGUAGAGCAAUCAUCAGGAUUGGCUGCUCAGGGGCCCAAGAUGUCGGAAAAGCCGCCUGCUGACACCAACCAGACACUGUCGCUGUCCAAGAAAGCUCUGGCAGGAACUUGUCAGAGGCCACUGCUGCCUGAAAGACCUCUUGAAAGAACUGACUGCAGGCCCCAGCCUUUAGACCGGGUCAGGGACCUUGCUGGGCCAGGGACCAAACCCCAAUCCUUGGGAUCCAGCCAGAGGCCAUUGGACAGGCCUCCUGCAAUGGCAGGACCAAGACCCCAGCUCUCUGACAAACCCUCUCCAGUAACCAGCCCAAGUUCUUCACCUUCAGUUAGGUCCCAACCACUGGAAAGACCUCUGGGGAUGGCCGGCUCAAGGCUGGAUAAAUCCAUAGGUGCUGCCAGCCCAAGGCAUCAGCCAGUGGAGAAAGCCCCAAUCCCCACUGGCCUGAGACUUCCGCCGCCAGACAGACUGCUAAUUACCAGUGGUCCCAGGCCCCAGACUUCAGACCGGCCCCCUGACAAAUCCCAUGCCUCUUUAUCCCAGAGACUCCCACCUCCUGAGAAAGUACUAUCAGCUGUGGUCCAGACACUUGUAGCUAAAGAAAAAGCGCUGAGGCCCGUGGACCAGAAUACUCAGUCAAAAAAUAGAGCUGCUUUGGUUAUGGAUCUCAUAGACCUAACUCCUCGCCAGAAGGAGCGAGGACCUUCUCCUCAGGAGGGCACGCCACAGGCCGAUGAGAAGAUGCCAGUGUUGGAGUCAAGCUCAUGGCCUGCGAGUAAAUGUCUGGGGCAGAUGCCUCGAGCUAGUGAGAGAGGUAGCGUGUCAGACCCUGUCAUCCCACCACCUGGGAAAGCAGCGGUCCCUUCAGAGCAUCCCUGGCAAGCUGUUAAAUCACUCACCCAGGCCAGACUUCUUUCUCAGCCCCCUGCCAAGGGUUUUUUAUAUGAGCCAGCAACUCAGGCCUCAGGAAGAGCACCUGCAGAGGCUGAACAGACCCCUGGGCUUCCCAGCCAAGCCCCAGGCCUGGUGAAGCAGAUGGCUGGAGGCCAACAACUACCUGGACUUGCUGCCAAAGGGACAACACUGAGUGGGCAGUCCUUCAGGCCUCUUGGGAAUGCCCCAGCCUCCCAUCCUGCUGAGGAGAAGAAGUUGGCCACCACAGAGCAGAGUCCCUGGGUCCUGGGAAAGGCCUCCCUGGGGCCAGGACUCUGGCCCAUGGUGGCCGGACAGACACUGAUGCCACCGUGCUGGUCCUCUGGGAGCACACAGACAUUGGCACAGACUUGCUGGUCUCUUGGACGAGGGCAAGACCCUAAAUCAGAGCAAAAUACAGUUCCAGCUCUUAACCAGGCUCCUUCCUGUCACAAGGGUGCAGAGUCAGAACAGAAAUAAUGAUAGUAAAUAUCAUGACCAGAAAAACUGCCCCCAGGGUAUACCAUUUGGGGAGGGAAAUCUUUUCUUUCUUUUCCCCCCUUAAAAAACAGACAUACCCCAACACUUUUCCACUGUUAUUCUUUCCUUAUAUCCCAACACUCGGAAACUCUUGUGACAUUAGCCAGUGGGGGCUUAUGGUUGUGUGAACCAUGUAUGGAAAUCCCAAGUGGGCCCCGCCCGAGGGGACAGACAGACUUGGGUCACUUUCCCAUGACCUUUACACAUGGUAAACUUGAAUAAAAGUCCACUCUGGAGUCAAGCAUGGAAUUCAAUUCCGCUGGUCAGGUUGGAAAGUCAAUUCCGCUGGUCAGGUUGGAAGGUAGGGGGCUCACGAAGUUACUUCCCCAGCCAUACAGAGCCCUUUUGAGGGCACCUGAUGAACCCUGGGAGGAACUGAUGUUCAUUCAAAUCGGUGUGGCCCACGUGUGCUAGGCCAGUGCUAGUCCAUGACACAGAAAUAAAUAAGGCCUAAUUCUUGUGAGCCUAAAAUGUCUGCCUGGGUUCCUAGGCUAUCUUCAAGAACCUUUGACCAGGAAAGAAACAGGGAGUGCUGAGGGGCCCUGGAGCUCCAGGCUCUUUCUGAAAUGCUCUUUGUGGCCCAAGAAGUGAUUGUGUUGAUGUCUCCUAGUUGGGGCGUGCAUGAGGGUAUGUACCUGCAAGCAUGCUCACAGAGGUCUCUGUAGAUGAGAGGUCCUGCAUCGAGGCCGAGUGGGGCUGUUGUUGGGGCAGCCACUGCUGACUCCUUCUAGGCUGUGCGGAGUCAAGAUCUGUCUUUGGCGGAGCAUCUGGUUAGGAGGAGCUGGGCUCUAUGAGAAAGUAGCUUUCCAGCACUUUCCAGCAGCAGAAAAGGCAAUUGGCAAGCUUACCUUUUUUUCUACCGAUUCUCAUUUUACAUGAACCUACCCCACCCCUGUGCCCCAAACACCCAGGUGCUUUCAGAUUUAAGAAUCUUCAGCAGUGGACACAGGGAACCUGUGCAAUCUCUGAACUAGACAUCCCAGCUUCAGGGAGAUUGCCAGAUCCUGAUGGGAAAUUACUUGCUUUUCCCUGAUCCUUUGCCCUCCUAACUGAGUAGAGGGAGUCCUUGUCUUCACCAUCUCUCCCUGAGAAUUGCUGUGCUCUCUAUUGAGAGCACCUGCCUGCUGACUUAGCUCAAAGUCAAGCCAGAAACCUUCCCCUAAGACUGGUGAGACUGGUUCUGUCGUGUUCAGAGCAAUGUUCAGUCUAAGAGAUGACUUCUCAUAACUGCUGAUGAUCUGUUACUGCUGCCCUGAGCUGGGGCCCAAGGGCUGGGAAAUGUAUUGGUGCUACCCUGCCCUGCCAUUCACCCAGCUCACUGACUGCCAACAGGAAGUGCUGUUUGGCCAGUUCCCUCCCACUUACCCAUCUCUCUUUUGUCCCUAGACCAAAAAUGUUUACCUCUCUUGCUUUGCCAACUUAGCCAGCAGCUUUAGCCAACAGGCCAUCUCCCGGCCCAAACAUCUCCUGGCCAUUCUGCCUCAGUUACGGCUUUUAUACCCUCAACAGGAUUCUGUAUUUUGUCCCAGUUUCCUCCUAAAUUCCUAGAGAGGUUACUCCCAUCACUUCCCAGGAGGGAAUAGUUAUAGAAGCAUUUGCGCUUUAUAUAAAGAUUUUAGAAAGAAUCUGCUUUUAUUUCCCAAAGUCUGUCCCUGGGGAUGAGACACUUGAACUCAGGCAGAGGGACGAGGCAGGGUAGGCCCAUCCCUGCAUCUCACUUAGACCUCGGAAUUGCCUCUGAAUUCCACUUGCCUGGUUCUCCCCUUACAUUCUCUCUUCCCACACCAUCAGAGAGGGAAAAGCUCUUUGUUCAAAAGGAAGAGAAAGCAUAAAGCAUCUUAUUUUCUUUUAAAAGAAUUUUAAACCAUGAAAAAGAUAUUUUUAAAGAAAUCCACCCAGAACAUUAAAGUUCAUUAUAUUAAGUAUUUAUCAUGUGUGAGAAUAAUAAGUAUAUAACUUCAGCUAAUAGGUCCUUCUCCCUGAUCUCAUAGAUUGUACGAGUAGGGUUUGCUUGGUGCCAGUCCUGUGCCCUUUUCUCUCCUGUCACCUGUAGUUGUGAUCAGAACAAGAUAAUCUGCACUGCACUGUCAGAAUCUCCUUCCACUAUGUUGUGUGUUAAAUUACCGUAGCUCUUUGUUUCAUGAAAUAAACUGUGAAUUUGGGGGUGGGGGGGGAGGGUGCAGGCUUUAUAAACUUUUUCAGUGGAAAAGUUACCUUGAAGUAGCUUCUCUGACAUCGGCUUUGGUUGGUACUUGACUUGACAGCCAGCCACUCUGGAAAUGUCUACAGGACAGGAAGGAUUGAAGGGAAGGUGGGGCCAUGACUGGCCACUUUGUGGUUUUGUUUUUCUUCUUUCUGCUCUCCACCAUUCACUGCAGACUUCAUUCCAAACCUGCCUGGGAAAACAACAUCUGAGUCAAGCUUGGCUUUGGGGGGUAGUACCUUAUCUAAAUGGAUGGAUAACCAGGCUUCUGUCCAGGGCCAUUGAAAGACUCUCAGGUUGUUGAAUGGAAACUAGAAAGUUGAGCUAUCAGGUCAGGCCCACUGGUAGCAGCACCUGAUCCUAGAUUGUUAAGGUUUAGGAAAACAGUCCCUGUAAAAUUAACAGCAAAUCAGGGCAAGUGUUGGGAAAUUGAGCCCUUAUGUGAAGGUGGGGAGGGAGUGGCCACUUGGGCCCUGGUAGAUGCCCCCUGGAAGCUUGUAAUGAGACCUUUCCUCCAAGGGGACGUGAAAUGGGAAUGAAAGGAAAUCUCUUCCAUAGAAAUUUCUGAUCUUGUGCAGGGUGGUAUUUUGGUGUUCGGUCAAGUGCUUGGAAAUCAUGGGAUCUCAACAGAGUCUGCUUCCGAGCCAGCUCCCCAGGGAGCUUUUUUGAAGGGGGAGCCAAGAUGGAAACGUUCCAGAGGUACCUAGAGUGCCUCUCCUGGCGCUGUCAGGUCAGGAAAAAAUGGAGACUGCUGAAAUUUGUAUUCAAAGACUUAUUGGCUUCUCCUGGGUUGGAGCGAAACCCAUUCUAGUAGCAAACUAGCCGUCAUUGUUACGAAAGCACCCACAGUUUUAAACAUUUCCUUUCCCCUAAAUUUACAGAGUUUGAGAUGAUUUAAAUCAUUCUGUAUAGGUUCCCUUCUGAAUGAUGACCACACCCACAUCCCUAGCAUUGAUGAAAGUAACUGUUUUACCCUUCAUAUCCUCCACGCCACACUAGGGUCAGGGCAUGGAGUGCCUCGGAGAUCCUUUCCCAGGCUCAACACGUCUGUCAUUGGAGCUGGACUCCCAGGUGGUAUAUUGUGAAGUUGCCUUGUGAGAAUGGAGGGUGGGAAGGAAGUCUGAUCCGGGCAGCUUCACCUGUGGAGAGUAAUCCAGAAAGUACUACACCUGGACAGGUUCUGUCCGCAGCUCCUACAAAGCGGGUUUUCUCCUAAGGCUUUUCUUGGGUUAUUGUCAACCAGGUCAGAAGUGGCCCAGUGUCCGAACUUCUCUGAGAUGAUGGGAGGAAAGGAGCUCCCUCAAGCCCCCUUUCCUGCUCAGUACAAUGAGCUGCUCCAUGUGUUAGACAUUCCAGAUGAUUUAGAGCUAGGUAGCUGCUGCAGGAGACUUUCAUUGGCGGUGGCCAGUUAACGCUCAGCUGAGCUUCUGAGGGCCUGUGCAGCAGGGCCAGAGGUUGCUGUAGUAUAAACUGAAAUAAUAGAAAAUUGCUUUGUACACAAAAAAUGUAAUGGUGCUAAUUUCCUGGUAUAAAUAAGCACUGCCAAGGGAUGAGGGACUGGCAACUUGAGAAACCUGGGUUCCUGUUUGAGAGUAAGAGGCUUUGAGUAGAAGGUUUCUUUGAGGCUCUCUUAGAGGUGAGAGUAGGCAGAGCCUCAGUGAAGCCUGCACCCAGUCCUGGAAUGGCCCAGCGGAAUCCAGAGGUGGGCGAGAACCCAAGUCCACACAAAGGUGGCCAUCAAGUUCCUCAGAGCCGGGGUCACCAUGCCCUUAGCCUCCAUCCACACUGCCUGAACAGGUUGGUAGAGAGCUCUGGGGGUGGGGUCUCUUGGUAACCUUCUGCCUCAUCUCUCUACCUCUUAUGCUCAUGGGAGCACCUCUAUUGCUUAUGAAGAUUAAGGGUAAUAUUUCUUAAGGAAGUGGAAAGAGUUUAUUUUAAUUAGAAAUCCACAACCUGGGAAGAAAUGUUUCCCACCAACAUAAGCAAAAACAGCACAUGUUAAAUUUUAUGUGGUCCCUUUGCUUUCCCAUGACUUGGAAAACAUCAGGCUACUGGGGGGCUUUGGAAGUAACACCUGGAAGUCAAACGGAGCUUUGAGGACAGGAGGUGAGCAUGGGGAGUAGGAAUAGAAACCAAGGGCUCUGGUGCUGUAGACUUCCAGGGCAGGGCAGAGUGGAGGCUCUCCAGGUCUAUGGGGGUCUGCCUGUGUGUGCAUGUAGGGUGAGAGUGUGCCGGACAUGGUUGAGUGCAGCACACAGGAGCUCCCGGAAUAGCAGCUUUCUAGAUCUUGACAAAGAAACAAGCUGGCAAUAGAGAUUUGUCUUUAUAUUUUUAAGAAAGGGGUUGGGGGGGGGUAGCCAAGAUCCAUCACUGUUUUUUUGCCCCCUCCCCCAUAGAUUGUCAGCUGUAAGUGAAACUCCUAGCGAAAAAGAGGGGAGCCCUGUACUAGGAGUCCCCAUAAACAUGUACUGUAAUUCUUUGUAUAUACAAAAAAUUACUGUAAAGUAAAGUUUAACUUUACUCGUAUGGCCCUUGCCCUGUGUUUUGUUUUCUUGUCCGUGGGGAGUCAUAGCCUAACAGGAGGGUGGAUUGAUGGGGGUGAGAGCAGAAGCCAGCCCGUUAGUUCCUGAGGUGUGAAUACCGUAGAGCUGAGCCCUUUCUCCAAGCACCCCACGGGGAGUGGUGUGGGUUUCCUCCCAGUAGCUACUGGCUGUCUGAGGGUCUUUCUUUCCUGUUGAGAGUGGACAGUUUCAGUUUCAGUCCCUCCACAGGAAGCCUCCAUCACCCAUAAAGGAAGAGUAUUUUGAGGAAUUGGUUUUAAAAAAGGAAGUGUAACCAAAGCACUUUCUGAGCGAGAAUUUCACCAUCUUGGUCAGGUUUUUCUUUCUUCAGAGGCAGGUGUUGGGUACAACAGAGGACCCAGCCCAGGCCUGAAUGCAGGAAAGCCGGGGCCAAGCAUGAACAGGCAGGUGAGGCCCCACCCCGGGGCCAGACCUUCCAGAACAGAACGGGCUGCAAAACAUUUCUUCUUCAUUGUACAGGAAGCUUCAACUCUGUUUACAGUAACACCUGAUCCUUCAGAAAUGCUUGAACCUCCAAGCCCCAAAAAUACAGUUUGGGAAUUGGGAGUUUGACCCCCUUUCUGACCAAGUCUGAACUUCAUCCAGCAAAAAGCCAUUAAGGGACAGUGGGAAGGUGAGCAUUUAGUACUAUAGUUACUUAGUCUUCACAAUUGUAAACUAGGUAGUAGUCAUCUCAUUUACCAGAAAAACAAAGCUCCGCUUGAGGGUUUAAAUCCCUUGUCUAAGUAACUGAAUUGGAUCAGAAUUUGGAUCUUUAAAACCUUCCUGUCUUGCAGAACCUAUGACUUUUUCCACCAUUAAGCCACACUGUAGGAUGCUCCUGGGAAGCUCAGGGACUGAUUCGGUCCAGACAUGACUGAGAUGCAGUAGAGCCAGCCAGGCCAACCUGUCUUGAGGUAGGAGUGCUUCACCUUUUUCCUCCAGACACCACUUAAGUGCAAUCCUUUUCUGAGUACCCAGAAGUAAUAGCUCUGCACUGCCCCAACCCCAGCCUCUUAUCCUAUCUUUGGCCCACUAAAGAAAAUGGUCCUUUGUCUCUCCACAAUCUCAGCCAUAGCCUUGAGGUAAAACUACUUGCUUUCCAAAGGAAGAUGGAAGAUGGGAGGAACCUUAAUAUAGGAAGUGACGAUAGCCAGAUGGUCCCAGAAAGAGCUAGGUGUCUUGAUACCCACACGG
Messenger RNA from Loxodonta africana (African savanna elephant), 14997 nucleotides. RefSeq names its product nuclear receptor binding SET domain protein 1 (gene NSD1). The transcript is spliced from 22 exons. Gene Ontology annotation, cellular component: nucleus. Gene Ontology annotation, molecular function: protein binding; histone methyltransferase activity. The record is from RefSeq and is a predicted model, not a curated record. Bases 868 to 8976 code for a protein of 2702 amino acids. Lineage: Eukaryota; Metazoa; Chordata; Mammalia; Proboscidea; Elephantidae.